GCUCCUCCUAGACUCCUAACAACGGCCACCUUCUCUAUCAAAUUCCGGCCAAUCAACUAGCAAACACCGACGGUAGGACCUGCCGACUCGUUGAUUACUAAAACGAUUGUCUUUAGAAUUUCGAACCCUUUCCUUUUUCGAUUUCUCUUUCAAACCAGUGACAUGCUUCACCUAAUCCACUUUGGCCGACCAAGUUCUUGCCGAAAAUCAUAGAAGGAACUUAUUUGGCUUCACAGUAGCGAUUGUCACUUUUCCUCUCUCUAUUGCGAUUGUCUUGUUUUCUCUCUCUCAUUCUUCUCCUAUUUUCAUUCUUCAGUGCUUCCAAAAUCGUUUUAAGAAGCGCCGAAGAGCAAUUGCAAGGUUCUAUCCUGCUUUAGAACCGGUCUUGGUUUCCUUAGCAAAACCAGUGAGGUCAAACUGCUCUGCCACGUGGAGAAUUGGCUCUGCCAUGCUCUUUCUCUGUUACUGUUAAGACAAACUGCCAGCCAAUAAGUAAAGUAGCUCGCAUACAGUCAUACUAUCGAAGUAGCCUAGCGAUAGUUUCUCGAGCCCACUUAGGGAUCUUGAAGAAACAUUAUUAUGGAAAAUUCACCACACUUUCUCAAGAUACUUCUUGGUGAUGUUAUCCGCCAUGGAAGACUUGAAAUCCCAGAGAAAUUUUUGAGGAAGUAUGGUAAUGGUCUAUCAAGUCCAGUGACACUUAAGGUCCCCAGUGGAGCUACGUGGCAAGUAGAACUGUUGAAUUGUGAUGAUGAAGUUUGGUUAGAAAAGGGUUGGCAAGAAUUUGCAGAAUAUCAUUCUUUACAAUGUGGACACUUAUUAGUUUUUAAAUAUGAGCAACCUUGUCAUUUCUAUGUAAUCAUAUUUGAUAAGAGUGCAACAGAGAUAGAGUACCCAUGCGCGAGGAUCUGUACUGCAGACCGGAAUCUCGAUGAAGAACUCAAAGAGCCUAAGGUGGAAGAAAAUGAAGAUAACAGCUCUGUUGAGAUAUUGAAUUAUCCCUCGUCAAACUUGAAAAGAGGGGGGGAAACACUACGUCCAUGUCCUCUGUCUCCUAAGAAGAUGAGAACUGUUGCAGCUAAUAAGACAACAGAUACUGCAGUUAGCAAUCAUGAUUCCCCAUCUAGUGGUAGCACAAUUGGGAAUCCAUAUUCUUCCAUGAGAGAUUUUGGAGGAAAUUUCAACAAAGGGUUGUCCAAAGAGAAUUCUUUUCUGAAGGCGAUAAGGGGUUCAUGCCCACGUACUUCCAAAGCUCACGAAGCUGCAAAUAAGUACAUUUCGAAGUAUCCAUCCUUCAAGUCUGUUGUGAAUGUAGAAUGUUUGAGGCGUUGUACUGUGGUUAUACCAAAUAGCUUCAGUCGUGAGCAUUUUUGGCAUAAAGUGGAGGAUUUGACACUAAGAGUUGCUGAUAGAUGUUGGCAUAUGAGAUUGUUAAAUUAUUAUGAUAAGAGAUUAACCAAGUUUGGUGCUGGUUGGACUGCAUUUGAAAGGGGAAAUUCUUUGAAGAAAGGAGAUGUUUGUGUGUUUGAGCUGAUUGAGAGUAGGGUCCUGAAUGUAUGCAUUUUCAGAUGUAGCGAUUAAACAGCUGGUCAUCUGCUAUUACUUCUGGUUUUUUCAUUGUAGUUGAACACAUAUUAGCUAGAUUGCUUUUGGUCCUUUUGAAUAGACUCAUUUAUUUUGAAUUAA
Messenger RNA from Jatropha curcas, 1686 nucleotides. NCBI's taxonomy places the organism in Eukaryota, Viridiplantae, Streptophyta, Magnoliopsida, Malpighiales, Euphorbiaceae. The record is from RefSeq and is a predicted model, not a curated record.